AUCGCGCGAAACAAUAAGCUCUGUAUAACAAAAUCAAAGUUAAUAAUAUAAAAUAAAACCUUAUAUCAUCUUUCAUCUCUGUUAUUUCAUCUUUCAUCUUAUGCUUUUUCUUCGUGCUUUUUCGUUCGUGUUUAUACUUAUGUUUGCAUAUGUUAAUUAACAAAUGCGUGCGAGUCAUUUUAAUGUGCCGUUCUUGCUUAUCGACAUCAUAAGUAUCUGAAUUGGAGAUUAUGGAUUAUGAAUAUGGGAGAGGGAACUCGUAUAUAUGACGAUAUCGCGUGUCUGUGCAGCACAGGAUUGCACGAUCAAGAUACUGGAAUUCAGAUUUUGUUUCCUAACGCUGCUCACAAACAUCCUUAUUUCUAAAAUGUUAACGUCGAGUGUAUACCUUUACAUUCUGUUAUCUUUCUGUACGAGAAUAAUUUACGGCCAAGCAUCGUGUUCUUGCGACUUACCGGACUCCAAUUUCGCGACUGACGUUAAUCUUCUCUACUAUAAAUGUAAUGGUGAAACUUCUGCAACGAUCGCCUAUCCCAUCGCGGCACCGGAGGGUUUGUUAAAUGUGUUGGAAGAUAAACGAACGAUCUUUUACAUCUUUGGAUACUUGGAAACUCCAGAAGUUAAGAAUGUUCAAACAAUAAUGGAAGCGCUUUGUUAUGAAAAAACAGACAAUGUUGUUUUACUUGAUUGGAGCAAACAUUCCAACGGCACUUACAUGACCGUAUUUCGAAAUGCUCAAAAAGUUGGCCGUUUAUUCGCUCAAAGCAUACGAUUGCUUGUGAAUAGUGGUCUCGACGUAUCGAAACUUUACAUCCUCGGGCACUCCUUGGGCGCUCAUCUAGCAGGUUUUGUUGGCAAAUGCAACGACUUUAUUAUACCUCGCAUCACAGGUUUAGAUCCCGCAAAUCCUUUUUUUUAUUGGCCAGGCUGCUACCUUACGCCUAAAGACGCCGCGUGGGUUGAUACCAUUCAUACCGAUAUGGGUGUAUAUGGUACUCCGUUAUCUAUGGGAACAGCGCAAUAUUAUGUAAAUCGCGGCACUCGUCCUCAACCUGGCUGUAAACUCAUUGCUAUACCAUUAAGCGAUGCAGAUUUCUGCAGUCAUAGAAGAUCAGUCAAAAUAUACGCAGAAUCAAAGUACAACCCUAACAAAUUUACUGCAGUGCAAUGUUCUUCUUAUAUUUCUUAUAUACUAAAUCGCUGCAAUGACAGUUUGCAAACCGGCAUUGGAUACGCAGCGUCGAACGUACAAGGAUCAUUUUAUUUAACAACUGAUGCCUUAUAAAGAAUGUGAGCCAAUAUGGAGAAGCUAAUAUAGAAAAUGAGGAAAGAUCGUGCUUCUUGAAAUAAUGAAUAAUAGCUGCAGAGAAAGAAUUAAUUUUGUGAAUUGAUUAUGCAUGUUUGUUUUUUUGCUGCAUAAUAUAUAGAAUACAGUUUCAUGUAA
Messenger RNA from Ooceraea biroi (clonal raider ant), 1444 nucleotides. RefSeq names its product pancreatic triacylglycerol lipase. Gene Ontology annotation, molecular function: lipase activity; serine hydrolase activity. NCBI's taxonomy places the organism in Eukaryota, Metazoa, Arthropoda, Insecta, Hymenoptera, Formicidae. The record is from RefSeq and is a predicted model, not a curated record. Gene Ontology annotation, biological process: lipid catabolic process.